Molecule: messenger RNA, 898 nt
Organism: Nymphaea colorata (pocket water lily)
Lineage: Eukaryota; Viridiplantae; Streptophyta; Magnoliopsida; Nymphaeales; Nymphaeaceae
Exons: 1
Coding region: 113-628 (171 amino acids)
Cellular component (GO): oligosaccharyltransferase complex
Source: RefSeq, a predicted model, not a curated record
CCAGUUCCAUCACCGUCCUCCUCUUUGUUCUUGCCCCUGCAGAUUCAGGGGCCUCUCCAAAACCCUAGAUUUGCUCUUUUCUCUCGAGAAGAGAGGAAGAGAGGGUGAGGCAAUGGCGCCAAAGAUCGAGAGCUCUGCGGCCGCUUCUCCACCUUCGGAGUUCGACUCGAUCGAUCCCUUCCUCCACAUCCUGAGAUUCCUCCCAUACGGGUUUCUCAGGGUUCCCCGGCUUCGUCUUAAGCUCCCAUCCUUCUCGCUUCCCUCUGCCAUGACCGUUUUUUCUCUCGUCCUCCUUGCCUACUUCGUCGUCGUCUCCGGCUUCGUCUAUGACGUGAUCGUAGAGCCCCCUGGCAUCGGCAGUACGCAGGAUCCGGCCACCGGUGCCGUGAGGCCCGUCGUCUUCCUUCCCGGGAGGGUCAAUGGACAGUACAUCAUCGAGGGGCUGUCUUCCGGAUUCAUGUUCGUCCUCGGCGGGAUGGGCCUUAUCAUGAUGGAUCUAGCCCUGGACAAGAACCGGGCGAGGAGCGUCCGCAUCUCUCUCGCUUCUGCUGGCAUCUCGUCUGUCACGAUCUCGUACGUGAUGAUCAUGCUUUUCAUCCGCAUCAAGAUUCCCGCAUAUCUCCGGUGAAUUGCCUGUAUUUCUUGCUAGAUCUUCAUUCCCCCUCUAAUCGGAUGCUGUACGCUUUUUUUUUUUUUUUUUCUGGAACAUCAAAUAGAGAAAUUUUGUUUCGGUUAGCCACAUUGUUUUGGUAUAGUUUCGAUGACAGAGGAAAUUCGACCACUCUUGCUUGACAAAUGCACGUACUGCCUGCUUCCGUUAACUCUAUCAUGGACAUUUUCUCCGGUUUCACUAGGAGUGAAUUUUGAUUAUCUAGUAGAUCUCACACCAUUGACUUUC